Messenger RNA from Kogia breviceps (pygmy sperm whale), 2011 nucleotides. It is a transcript of the gene NEIL3, whose product is annotated as nei like DNA glycosylase 3. NCBI's taxonomy places the organism in Eukaryota, Metazoa, Chordata, Mammalia, Artiodactyla, Physeteridae. Gene Ontology annotation, molecular function: DNA-(apurinic or apyrimidinic site) endonuclease activity; zinc ion binding; DNA N-glycosylase activity. The record is from RefSeq and is a predicted model, not a curated record. Gene Ontology annotation, biological process: base-excision repair.
UCUCAGCAGGGCCGUUGCAGCCUCGUGGGGCACAGGGCGGCCCGGGAGAUGGUGGAAGGACCGGGCUGUACUCUCAAUGGAGAGAAGAUUCGGGCGCGAGUGCGCCCGGGCCAGGCGGUGACGGACAUGCGGGGCCGAGCGCUGCAGAGCCCGGGGGGACCCGGCUCGCCGCCCGCGGCCUCUGGGGCUGCGGGCUCCUCACAGGCCGCUGCACUGAAUAAUAAUAAAGAUUCCAGCCAGAAUUUCUUGAGACUGUUUAAUGGACACAUUUACAGUGGCGUGGAAACUUUGGGGAAGGAGCUCUUUAUGUACUUCGGGCCAAAAGCUUUACGGAUUCAUUUUGGAAUGAAAGGCUCCCUCGUGAUUAAUCCAGUUAAGUCUAAAAAUAAAAAUGGACUUUCUCCUGUUUUUGAAGUACAGCUCACCAAAGACCUGAUUUGUUUCUUUGACUCAUCGGUAGAAAUCAGAAACUCGGCAGAAAGCCAACAGAGAAUAAGAAUGAUGGAAGAAUUAGAUGUAUGUUCACCUAACUUUAGUUUCUCAAGAGCAGAAAGUGAAGUGAAAAAGCAGAGAGGACGGAUGCUAUGUGACGUGUUACUGGAUCAGAAAGUGUUGCCCGGGGUGGGAAACAUCAUCAAAAAUGAAGCUCUCUUUGACAGUGGUCUCCACCCUGCUGUUAAAGUUUGUCAGUUAACAGAUGAACAGACACAUCACCUCGUGAAAAUGAUACGUGAUUUCAGCCUUCUUUUUUACAGGUGCCACAAAGCAGGAUCUGCUGUCUCCAACCACUAUAAGGUUUACAAGCGUCCUAAUUGUGGUCAAUGCUGCUGCAAAAUAAUUGUGUGUCGCUUAGGGGAGAAUAAGAGAAUGACAUAUUUCUGUCCCCACUGUCAGAAGGAAAAUCCUCAACAUGUUGACAUAUGCUUGCGAGGUGUUGGUUCUCAGGCCAGAGGUCGGGACCAAGCUGCUGUGGUGGAAGCUCCAAGUCCAAACCACUGGACUAACAGAGAACCUCAGACCCCAGGGAAUAUUAAUCGGAGUAAGGCCUCCCGGAGGUCCUCAUCUCAGCACCAAGACCUGGAUCUAUCCAACUGCCUGCAUACUCCAAUGCUGGACGUCUCAGGCCAAACAACCAGUAAGACGGGAAUACAGCACCACCUAUCAAAAAGAGGAAACAAACCAAAGAAAAAGAUGAAACCACGGAAACAUAUGUUACAAAUGAAGGAGCAAGGUAAAAACCUACAAGACCAAAUAAAUGAAGACGAAAUAGGCAACCUAUCUGAAAAAGAGUUCAGAGUAGUGCUAGUAAAGAUGCUCCAAAAUCUGGGAAACAAACUGGAGAAACUGCAAGAAACACUUACCAAGAAUCUAGAAGAAGUAAAGAGCAAACAAACGGUGAUGAACAACACAAUUACUGAAAUGAAAAAUAUUCUAGAAGGAACCAAUAGCAGAAUAACUGAGGCAGAAGAACAGAUAAGUGAGCUAGAAGAUAAAACGGUGGAAAUAACUGCCAGAAAGCAGAAAAGAAAAAACAAAAGAAUUGAAGACAGUCUCAAGAGACCUCUGGGACAACAUUAAACAAACCAACAUUCGAAUUAUAGUGGUCCCAGAAGAAGAGAAAAAAAGGGGGUUGAGAAAAUAUUUGAAGAGAUUAUAGUCAAAAACUUCCCUAACAUCGGAAAGGAAAUAGUCAAUCAAGUCCAGGAAACACAGAGAGUACCAUAUGGGAUAAACCCAAAGAGAAACACACCGAGAAUUAUUAAUGAAACUAUCAAAAAUUAAAUACAAAGAAAAAAUAUUGAAAGCAGCAAGGAAGAAGCAGCAAAUAACAUACAAACUAUUAGAGCUAAUCAAUGAAUUUGGUAGAGUAGCAGGAUACAAAAUUAAUGCACAGAAAUCUCCUGCAUUCCUAUACACUAAUCAUUAAAAAUCUGAAAGAGAAAUUAAGGAAACACUCCCACUUACCAUUGCAACAAAAAGAGUAAAAUACCUAGGAAUAAACCUACUUAAG